This is a messenger RNA of Physcomitrium patens, 2357 nucleotides long. RefSeq names its product allene oxide synthase CYP74A2. Gene Ontology annotation, biological process: sterol metabolic process. Gene Ontology annotation, molecular function: iron ion binding; monooxygenase activity; oxidoreductase activity, acting on paired donors, with incorporation or reduction of molecular oxygen. The record is from RefSeq and is a predicted model, not a curated record. Lineage: Eukaryota; Viridiplantae; Streptophyta; Bryopsida; Funariales; Funariaceae.
UGGCGCCCGCAGUUUGACAAUAAGGAGAGCGUGGGCUAUUCCGGUCAACCUCGUGGGGGUGGGGAUCAGUGAGGUUAAAACCAUAUUGUGGCGUAGACUUUGUAUAGUCGUCGUUACCGAGUGUGCAUUGUGGGUUACAUUCGUAUACACUACCGAGUGUAAAGAGCCGACUUGGAAUCCGGCCCUAGCAGGUGCACAACUUGGGGUGUCUGUGUAGUUGGGAGUUGUUGGGGAAGCUUUCAAAGUAUAAGAACAGGAUUUGUGAGGUGGGCGUGGUGUGUGUGUGUGUGUGUGUGUUUGCAAGUCCUGGUGGUAGUGUUGGGCAAGCAUGGCAGUCCCUUCAUCCAAGCUGCCGUUGAAGGCGAUUCCUGGAGACUAUGGAGUCCCCUACUUCGGUGCCAUAAAGGAUCGACUAGACUACUUUUGGUUGCAGGGGGAGGAGCAGUUUUACCGAAGCCGGAUGGCCAAGUACAAUAGCACGGUGUUUCGUGUCAACAUGCCGCCUGGCCCUCCAAUUUCCGAACACCCUCAAGUCAUCUGCCUCUUGGAUCAGAAAAGCUUUCCAAUUCUGUUCGACGUUAGCAAGGUUGAGAAAAAGGACGUGUUCACAGGAACAUACAUGCCGAGUGUGAGCUUCACCAGCGGGUACCGCGUUUGCUCCUACUUGGAUCCCUCUGAGGAACGCCACACGAAGCUCAAGCAAUGGUGCUUUGAAGUCAUUGCGAUGAACGGGCGGAACUUUCUUCCCGAGUUUCACAAGUCGAUUGAAGAGUCGAUGGUGCUCUGGGAGACGAGUCUGGCCAAGGGCGAGAAGACUAGCGUAUCGGAUGAGGUGAAACAGUUCGCGUUUAAUUUCCUGAUGCGCGCUGUAUGCCAUCACGACCCCGCUGCGCCUGGAGAAUACAGCUUAGGGCGUAAUGGUGGCCCGUAUGCAACCGCCUGGGCAAAUCCCCAGCUCGCUCCGAUUGCAGGACAGACGGGUCUCCCCCAUGUCGUGGAGGAGCUCGUGUUACACACCGUCCCACUCCCCUCUGCCCUGGUCAAGAAGAACUACGAUGCCCUCUACAAUUUCAUCAAAAACUACGCCACCGAGGCGCUGGAUAGGGCUGAAGCUAUGGGCAUCGAGCGCAAUGACGCCACUGCCAACCUGCUGUUCUUCCUUUGCUUUAACGCCUACGGCGGAUUCAACAUCUUCUUCCCCCUCAUCACUAUCCUCAUUUCUUCAUGCGGUCCGGAGCUCAUGCACGAUCUCCACGACGAAGUCACCAAGGCCGUCGCCGCCACAGAUGGGAAAGUCACUCUUCAAUCCAUCGAGAACAUGCCAUUGGUGAAGUCCGUCGUCUACGAAGCUUUCCGAUUCAAGCCCCCAGUGCCAUACCAAUACGGCAAGGCCAAGUUCGACUUCACCAUAGAGAACCACGAAAACUCCUUCGAGGUCAAGAAGGGAGAAAUGCUGUAUGGUUAUCAACCUAUCGUGAUGCACGACCCCAAGGUCUUCUCGGACCCAGAUCAGUUUCUACCUCGACGAUUCAUGGGCCCCGACGGCGAGAAGCUCAUCAAAUACAUCUUCUGGUCCAAUGGUUACGAGACUGACAAGCCGACUACCGCAAACAAGCAGUGCGCCGGAAAGGACUUGGUGGUCACAAUGGCGCGAGCAUUCGUCGCAGAAAUGUUCUUGAGAUAUAAAGAGUAUACCCUGACCAUGGAGGGCGCAGGAAAUGCGACCAAGGUUUUCUUUUCCGAUCUCAAAAAGUGAGGAGUUCGUCUCCGAGAACAGCUCUAGGACUUGUAUAUAGGGAGCACCCAAGACAUAGCCAAACCCUGUGCAUCUGUCGCCUACUUCAGAUUGUCCGUUUCGUUGCUGUGACUAAAGUUAGAAGGACCUGUAUGCCGAGAUGUGAGGACUAGUUGUCCCACUCUCAGUUCAUCAACUUCCAGAGCUUUUGUAAUUUUGCAUUCGAGAUUUUCGAAUGCCCGGGUGAGAAAUGGAUUCAUUUCUGCGGCGAGAGCUUGGAGUUGUUGGCGCGCAACUUUCUGGUGCGGCAUGGCCACCAAUCGAUCUCCAAGUGUUUGCGUUAUAUAAUCAGAACUAGGGCUAUCUGUUCAAAAUUUUAAGAGAACGCUCUGAUAUCGUAUAGUUUGUAAUUAGUUUCAGAUUCCAAGCACCCUUUCUUUUCUUUUUGUUUCUCCUGCUUUUUCAUGCAUUCCUGCAAUUAUGUCCGUUUUCGCGAGGUCUCUCUCCUACAUCCAGCUUUUGCAAAAAUAAAACUCUCUUCGGCUUGGAAGCUGAACAAAUGAAAAGCUGUAAUGUCACUCUGUAUAAUCUCUUUGGAGAAACGUGGUUUUUCUGAGUCAAA